CGCCAAAUUACGAAGAAAUGUUCGGCUGGUUCCGUGACUACUGGCGCAUCGUGAUCCCGCCCAAGUCGCUCGCCGAGAUCGACGCCGAGCGCUGGCUGCUCGUGUGCCCUUUACCUGGCGGCGAGAGGUCGUGCCAGUGUCGGUCGUUCUUCCGGUACUACAUUCUAAUCGCCGCGAUCGCCGCGCAGUUUGUCUGCGGCGUGCUCUUUGCACUGAGCACGGUCUCCAAGCCGUUUGAUUUGAGCGUCUUUGGCGGCCACGAUCAAGAUCGCAACACGGCGCUUGGCAUCCUCUCCGGUGUUUGCGUCGCGCUCACGGCUGCGUUCGUCGGCCCAGCGUCGGAGCGCAACGGCCCGCGCUGGAGCACGCUCCUCGGCGCGGGCUUUGUUGGGCUCGGCCUCCUCUCGGUGCAGUUGGCGCUUUGGACGUUGACAUGGUCGCCGCUCAUCCUCGGCUGCGUCUCGCUCGGCCUCGGCUUCGGCUACCUCAUGGUGAGCUCGAUCUCGACCGUGCAAAAGUGGUACCCGGACGCGCGCGGCUUUGCCAUGGGCGCGUCCAUGGCUGGCUUUGGCGCCGGCCAAAUCGCAUGGAACGAGCUGUACGCGUACGCGGACGACCGCUUGGACGCCGCCGCCGCCAAGAAUGUCUUUGUGUUGACGCUGCUGGCGCUGUCGCCGCUGCUCGCCUACUGCGUCGUUGCGAUGCGGACGCCGCCGUCAACCUUCCGCGUCAACGGCCACGACAUGCACGGGAUCCCGUCCGACGCGGUCCUCAGCGCCGAACGCAUCCAGGGCGACUACCUCGACUUUGGCAUGACGCUCGUCAACUACACGGCGGUGACCAAGCCGCGCGCCGACGCCGCCGCGCCGGGCACCGAGCGCGCCUACUACGAGCACGUGCGCGGCCUCACCUUGGUGCAGUGCAUUUGUUCGACCGACUUUGUCUGCCUCGUGCUGGCGUUUGCCGCCAACACGACGAUGGCGCUGCUGUACGUCGAGAUUGCGACGCCGAGCGUGGACGGCCUGCUCACCUCGUGGUACGACGUCUCGCUCGAUGACGCCAACGCGUUCAUCCUCCACGCCGACGUUGUCGGUCUGGCCGGCCGCUUCUUUUGCCCGAUCGUCUCGGACGUCUUGUUGCGCGCGCUGUACCUCAACCCCGCGUACGCGCGCAAGCUUGUGAUGCUACUGCUGUUGCUUUUGCCGGCGAUCGCGCUGCCGCUCCUGCACAGCCAGCUCGACGAUUUUGGCCAGCUGAAAACGCUCAUUUUCAUCGUCAAGGUCUGCUCGGGCGGCGGGUUUGCGGUCAUCGGCUGCUUCCUCACUGAUCUCUACGGGGUCUACAACAUGGGCACGAUGUACGGGUUGGUCCUCAUGAGCUGGUCCAUCGGCAUGGUCGUCGUCCGCCUCGUCUUCUCGGGCCUCAAGAGCGACUUUCUCGACCAAGUCCGGCUCAUGUGGGUCCUCUCGAUUGCUGGGUUUGUCUUUAUGGCACUCGUGCGCACUGACAACAUGGACCGGUUCUACCACGGGUACCAGUACUCGGUGUGUGGCAAGAUUGUCAUCCAGCGACCGUACAAGAAAACGACAAGUGUGCGGCAGAGCGUUGCGUCGAUCGCGCGGUCGACGCCGACGCCGGUCGGUGGGAUCGCACCGCCCGACGACACGCGCACCCGUCACGACGAGCCCUUCUUUCUCGUGAGCUCCGAUUCCGAGACGAGCUACGUCGUCUAA
Saprolegnia parasitica CBS 223.65 is the source of this 1733-nucleotide messenger RNA. RefSeq lists its product as hypothetical. NCBI's taxonomy places the organism in Eukaryota, Oomycota, Saprolegniomycetes, Saprolegniales, Saprolegniaceae. Bases 18 to 1733 code for a protein of 571 amino acids. The record is from RefSeq and is a predicted model, not a curated record. The transcript has a single exon.